Molecule: messenger RNA, 5000 nt
Organism: Folsomia candida
Lineage: Eukaryota; Metazoa; Arthropoda; Collembola; Entomobryomorpha; Isotomidae
Exons: 6
Coding region: 321-4628 (1435 amino acids)
Biological process (GO): regulation of transcription by RNA polymerase II
Cellular component (GO): chromosome
Molecular function (GO): chromatin insulator sequence binding
Source: RefSeq, a predicted model, not a curated record
AAGUACAACUCGAAUGGCAAAGCCAACCAUAAAAAACCUAAACAAAUAAAUUAAAAAUUCAAUAUUUCCAUACAGCAUGAAAAUUGGAAAAAAUAGUUCAAAUAUUGUAGCGUUUUAAAAUCGUAAAAGGAUGAAACGUCCCAAAGAUAGGAAAUAUUUCUGCCGGAUCUAAUCAUUGUACGAGUACUGGUAAAGACGAUACAAAAAGGGGCAAAUUUUAAUCCUGAUCUACGCUGUAACGGGGCCCUUCUACCUCCGCUUGGAAAGCACCGACAAGUGACAAAAUACCAAAAUCACUUUUAAUCCACGGCAACUACGAGAUGGAAAUGGGGGAAAGAGUUUUAGAAGGAGGGCACACCCACUGGAAUCCUGGAAUUGGUCCUGUUUCUUCGGUUUCUGUCCCACAACAAGGUCCACAACAACAACAGUCUGACGUCGUAUGGCCACCAAUGCAAUCAACGGAAUGCCUGCUGAAUACAACGACCGGGAGUGAUGUUUCCAUGUUUGGUGGAUAUCCGUUAAUAUUAUCGUCAGAUGUGGCACAGCAUCGCUUGGCCGACUUUAGACAUCGAUUUCCGCCUUCCAUGCAUUUUGCAUCGUCUCCAUCCGUCGUGGGAGGAAUUGAUCAUCAUUCUCAUCAUGAUAACUUGUCCUCACUAAAUUUGCCUUCUCAUCCGUUGGGAGAAGUUUCAGAAGGGGAAGGAAAUUCGGUUCAGAUUCAGGAUGGGAACUCUUUGGGACUUGAAAUGGAGAGUGGUCAUCACGGUUUAGACAGUGAAGAUUGUUCCGAUGAUGAUGAAGAUGACGAAGAUGAAGAGUCUGACGACGACGGAAUGCAUAUUGAAGGAUCGGGAUAUGUCCACCAUAAUCAAUCCAUGUCGCUAAAUGUAGACCAAGAAAAUCCACUCCCAUCAUGCCAACAGCAACAGCAUGUUCGUCAACAGUUGAGAGUUAUUAAUUCGAACGGAGAUCUCAACAUGAUGGGAAGCAAUAUGGAUGAACAUCAAAAGAAUGGGAUGAUGUCUCACGUCCACGAGAUAGAGGAAGACAUACCUCCCAUCAAUCAAGGACAUCCGCUAAAUUCCAAUCCAAUCUCUGCCAUCCCUAUGAUUACUGGAAACUGUAGUUCAAUGAUGAUGUCAGAUGAGCAGGAAGUCAUUGUUGGUGGAAAUUCCACCGCACAAGCAAAUAAUGAUCCCUCCCUAUCCAUGAAUAUGGGCAUGAAUGGAGAUCCAUCCAGCUGUAGUAGUAACGGGCAAUCGGUGCACGGGAAAAUGUACGUCGAGGAGCGAGUCGUCUUCCAUUUGAAACAGUGGACAGAUUCUGGGUUUGGUCACUUUAAUUCGUGUAGAGAACAAGAGCAGCAUAAAAACCAGUAUCGUUGUUCCGUCUGCCAUAUAAGAUCUCCACACAACAACAUCCCUCAAAAGGACACUCAUCGACAUUUAGUUCGAGGAAUUUUAUUUAGUUUUGAAGAUUGCAUAAUUUUAGAACUCUACCCGGAAGAUUACACUGAUGGGCAGCAGGAACCUCGCUCCGAUCAUCCAAUGUCAAUGGAUCCUAAGCAAAUAAUUCACAUGGAAGGUACAAAAGCUGACGAGGAAUCUGUUCCCCUGUCCUACUUUAAUCCGUCUUCCUCGUCUAUUACAAAUAUUGUGCUGCCUGAACAUGAACCUCACUCUUUGGGGAAGCCUUCAGCUAUUGUUCAUGACCACAAUGCUGAUCAAGGAUGGUGGGACUACGAAACGGAGAGAGACGUCGUGGACAGGCACGAUAACAUUGCACAUCAUGUCGUCUCAUCUUCAGAAGCUUGUACGAUUAACCUCAAAAUCUCGGCUCAACAAUUUCACGAUGCACAAGUUGCUGCAACGGAACGCGACGACACGGAAAUGGACGACGUAGUACAAAUAGAGAUUCAGCAACAAGACGAUAACGAUUCCGACCUUAACAAUGAAAAUGAUCAAGAUAAGGAUUUUCAAAAUUAUGAAGAAUCCAAGUAUCAUGAUGAUUCUGUACCACCACCGCAAUAUUAUGCAAACGCAAAUACGAGCGAAACCCAACAAUUACCGACAACAAUGUCCAAUAGUAAUAACAAUGCACACCAUCAGUGCAAUUCUAAUUCUGGCGACGGUAUGCUACCUUCCAAUGAUUUAACUUCGGUUGACGAUGUUCCCAUAUCCCCGGAAAGUGUUGGUGAUAUGGAUGGUGGAGGAGAAGCAAAUUGUCGUGACACGGAAAUGCCACCUUCAUCCCUCGCUGAUGAUCUUAAUCGUGAAGAUGAUGCUUCAAAUUAUGAGCAAAAAAUGACGAAAUCACGGCUCAAGAAACCAGUCACAAAGAAAAAACAUUCGCAUAGUUCAAACAAGUAUUCUUGUCCUUGUUGCAAUACAUAUUUCAAUUUGAAACGCCUCUUGAAAGAUCAUUUAGAAGAAACUCAUCACGACGGAAAUCCGUUUCAGUGUCAAUUGUGCAAAAUGCAAUAUGCGGAUACAAAGCGUCUUCAAAGACAUUCAUGCACGUUAAGUGUGGAAUCAGUUAAACAUCGCCUAAAAAUCAAAGAAAUUAAACUGGAAAAGAGCGAAGAUAAGUCUUCAGAUUCAUUAUUCAAUCAUGGAGGAACCAAUUCUUCCACUGCAACAAACACGACGACAGAUUCAAACAUGGGUAGUGUGGAAAUGUCAUCAAUUGACGGGGAUUCGGAAAUACUAGAGCUUGUGAUGACCUCGAAAUCUUCCAAAAUUAGGAAAUUUUCAGAAAAGGCCAGUCUGAAAACGAAUAAGUCACCUCCAUUCGUUGCGGUGCACAGUAUCACAACAAAGGCAAAUACUUGUGAAGAUCUGACAAAGACAGAUAAACCUCCAGACUUAUUAGUGGGAUGCGAGGAUGAAGAAAAUGACGCCAGCAGCAGCAACAGUAACAGCAGCAAUGAGGAUCGCGGAUCUCGGCCGAAUAAUAAAUCUUCUUCUAGUAAAUUAAAUUCCACUCCUCCAAUUAAAAUUAACCAAGAUCAGAAUCUUAGCCAACAACAGUCAUCCUCCAACAAUAAGGAACGCAAAUCACUCAAGUCAAAAGAAUUCAGCUGUAAAGUUUGCGGAAAAUGUUUCUCCCAAUCCCGAAGUCUUAUAAAUCACGGUGCCUGUCACAAAAUCGAAAAGCGCUCACAGUGCGAAAAAUGUGGAAAAUCAUUCCAACGACGAGACAAACUCAUGCGACACAUGUAUGUUCACAGCGAAGAGAAAAUGUUUCCGUGUGAAAUUUGUGACAAGAAAUUUAGCCGACGAGAUAAGCUAAGCGAUCAUCUCAAGUCCCAUCAAACCGAUGAAAUUUACAACUGCGAUCAGUGCUGCAGACAAUUUCUGCGCCCUGAUAUUUUGAAACAACACGUCAAAAUGCAUCAAAUGGAGGACAAACAUCAAUGCACCGAAUGUCUGCGUUUCGUCACAGGAAAAGAAAGGCUAGACCAGCAUAUGAAACGUCACGAAGAAGCGAAGGCUCUCGGACAAACUUUACUUUGCCCACUAUGCACGAAAUACUUUAUUCAAACGCAAAGUUUGAAGGCACACAUUCGAAAAUUCCAUCGGGAUGCGUUGAGCCAACUGAACCUACACCAACUUCAUUUUGGCUGUGACGAAAAGGAAUUCGCACAAAACAAUCCUGACAAUAAUAGAAACACCGAGUCCCCAUCGGGGUCGAAUUCCAAUUCUUCUUCAAUGGACCCCAAGUCGCCACCAAUGUCAGUGCUACCAUUGAACAUACCCGAAAAAUCCACCACUCCUGUUUGUCAAGUUCUCGAAAAUGUAAUGACGUCUGCUAAAUCCAAGGUAAAGAUAAGCAGCAGCAAAUCCGCUCCAAGUAAAAGCACUCCUACUACAACUACUACUUCUACUCCAGAGAUGAAAUCCUAUGCUUGUGGGCAAUGUUCAAAGAAAUUUUCUCGAAAUCAAACAUUGAGAAGUCAUGAACUUCGUCAACAUUCAGAGCAAGGUCACAGUCAUAAUAGCACUCCAUCAAGUAGAGCGGGUGUAACAACAAAUGGAGAAAAAUCAGGAAAGAUAAUGGUAAAGGAUAAAUCAGGAAAAACUCGGCAAGCAGAUACAAUUACAAAGCCUACAUUUAUUCCAAGCAAUAAAUCCAAUAAACCGGAAAAGGCGAGGAAUAAACCUGGAAACUUGUCAACGAAUAAAAAGAGUGGUGUAAAGAAAAAGACGCCAACUUCCAAGUCCCAAUUUUCUUCAGGGCCUUCGCCCCCAUUGAUGGGAGGACCACCCACCAGUAACCACCAAACAAUGACACUUCCAUCGUGCGCUAGUCUAGCACAAGAUUUGGGAUUUAACACGACGCCAACCUUCCAACAAUCCCAAUCUCAAUUAAAUGCUUACUCUCACCACCUUGCUUUAAGCAUGCUCGGAGCUGCACAACAAUUACAAAAUCCUUGUAAUUUGCCUUUGGAUUCUGUCGUUGUGAGUGGUCAUCACCUGCAACAUCAACAAUUGGCUUCCCUACAACUUAUAAAUUCUCAUGGUCAAAUGGGACCCUCGUCGUCGUCGUCCACACUUUGUCCUCAAACUUCCUCCGCAUUUGUCAUCAAUUAUCCAACCAUUGCUACAAUGUCGUUUCAAAAUCCAUGAGUAAUUGAGUCUUUCAAUAUUUUACAAUUCCUAGUAAUCGUAUAAAUCACGUAAAUGUACUUAAAUUCGACGGUUAAUGUCAAAUAAUAAUUUGAAACUAUUCUCGGUGAGGUAAUAUUACGCAGUACAAUGCCUUUACAUUUUAUAUAUAGUGGGAUUUCUGAAUGGGAUUAUAUUAUUAGCAUGCCGUUUUGGAUGUGCACUAUAUUUACAAAUAAUUUUUAUAAUAAUAAUGUUACGAAUGCAAUGGGUUAAGAAUAGAGACUGAGCUGAUCUCUUAUUUUGUACAUUUAUGUUAGUGUGUUAAAUGUGGUGUAACUUAUAUUUUGUUAGCGAUGACGAUAAAGAAUAAUAAUAAAUUCUGUAAACUUA